CAGUCAGGCACGCACCCCACGCAACUAACUACCUAACCGAGGGCUCUAUCCCGCUGUAUGCCAGAUUAUUGCCAGUGGUCCAGCCGAUGCCCGAAAUCUUGUCAGGCUUCAGAGUUGGGACUUGCUACUUGCUACAUUGAUUGAUCCAUCGGACAUCGUUGCUCUCACAAUGGAUUUGUUGGACAAUGACCCUGGCCUCGGAGGUAGCCCACCGCCCAUGGACGACCAGGAGCCGGAGUCGGGCUCGGCUUUCGAGGACGAUGCCGUUUUGGUCGAGCAGGCCACGCCGGAGGAGGUCGUCACGCCCGCCACGCCGCCCAUCGAGUUGAACGGCGAUGAGGCUCACUCGGCCGAGGUGGUCGAUGAUCCCUUGAGCGAAGGCCUGGACAAUUUGCACGUGGACGGGGGUGUGAUGGGUGGGCCCAGCCCGCCCACCUCGCACUCGCCCACUUUUACCCCCGUCCGGCCCAAUGUGGAGCCGGAAACCAUGCGGCUGUGGCGGGAGGAGCAACGCCAACGCCUCGAGGACAAAGACCAGGCCGAAGACCAGGCCUUGAAAGAUCUCAAGGAAAAGGCCCAGAAGGAAUUAAGUGAUUGGUAUUCCAAGUACGAGGAUACUCUCAACCAGACCAAGAAUGAGAAUCGGGCUACGGAGCAGAAUUUUGUGGCCGAGAUGAACGAAAUUACCCCGGGCACGGAAUGGGAGCGCGUUCAUAAGCUCUGCGACUUUAAUCAGAAGACUAGUCGCAAUCACAAGGACACGUCCAGACUGCGGAGCAUUCUCUUGCAACUGAAGCAAACGCCCAAGGAGAUCAAGGCGCAUUAAAGGAGCUGCACCCAUCCCACCACGUGAUACGAGAAAAAGUGCUUUUAAACCGACAUCGAUGUACAUUUCACUCCACCCAGCGAGUAAGGGCCCAAGUACUCUUUUCCAUUGUUUAUUUUAUGAGAAAAGAUCAACACGAAAGAAUAAAAAACUAAUGGUAAAAAAAAA
This is a messenger RNA of Tigriopus californicus, 994 nucleotides long. RefSeq names its product clathrin light chain-like. The record is from RefSeq and is a predicted model, not a curated record. Lineage: Eukaryota; Metazoa; Arthropoda; Copepoda; Harpacticoida; Harpacticidae. Gene Ontology annotation, biological process: clathrin coat assembly; intracellular protein transport; clathrin-dependent endocytosis. Gene Ontology annotation, molecular function: clathrin heavy chain binding; structural molecule activity. The coding region runs from base 170 to 826 and encodes 218 amino acids. Gene Ontology annotation, cellular component: plasma membrane; clathrin coat of coated pit; postsynaptic endocytic zone cytoplasmic component. The transcript has 2 exons.